This is a messenger RNA of Gadus chalcogrammus (walleye pollock), 2307 nucleotides long. RefSeq lists its product as uncharacterized. NCBI's taxonomy places the organism in Eukaryota, Metazoa, Chordata, Actinopteri, Gadiformes, Gadidae. The coding region runs from base 693 to 1814 and encodes 373 amino acids. The record is from RefSeq and is a predicted model, not a curated record. The transcript is spliced from 2 exons.
CCUGAUUAGCCCCUGAUUCCACAAAAGUUCAAAAUGUUUCUUCGACAUUUGUAAGCAGGUCUCCAAAAGGGUUUGGUGCUAAUUUUCCGAUAGGGUGCGCUCUAAUAGCCUAAGCAAAAAGAUCAAUUACAUUUCUGAAACUUUGUUUAUUUUACAUGCUGAAAAUGUUUUCCUCUUGGACCAAAAUGUCGAUCAUGAUAUAUUUCUCAAAGAUUUCGGGAGACCCUAAAAGAUUGCAAAAAAAAAUCUUCAAUCUUCCAAAUCUUGACACACAAUUUGAUGCAUAUUGUGGCGACUCCUACCCCCUGGGGAGUCUGGGUAAUGGGGUAUUCAUAAUGUUGUUUGGGGAAAAGGGGGUUUAUUGUCUUUAGAUAACUUGUUUAUGUUAUUAGGUUAAGUGGGGUUAACGGGUUUGGGGUUCUUUAUUGUUUGUGUGUUAAUUGUGAUGUGUAGUGUGAUCGGGACCAUUAGUGAGAGUGUUGUGUGUGUUGGUCAGGUGUGCCGUGUUUUCUGUUGUGUGUUUGAAUAAAGGCAGCUCUCGGGGUCGUGCGGUGUAAUGAGGCACGAGAGUUGCGCCGCCAUUCCAACCUGGGCUCCCGUCUCGUCCUUCCCGCGCUGCUCGCCACAUUGGUGUCUGAAGUGGGAUUUGGCCUGCGCAUGCGCGGGGGGAUUUGAGUUUCGCGGUCGAGCCCAUGGACAACGCACCCUGCGCUAUGGGAGCGCAGCGCCCCCCUGUGGACACGACCAGAAAGCCCGGAGGACCGGCAGAUGCUCACCGCCCCAGGACAGUGGUUAGGCUGCCGAAGUUCACCGGGGUAACGCAGUUGGAACCAUACCUGGCCCAGUUCCGGCUUGCAGAGUGGCACAACGGCUGGGAUGCCGAGGAGGCGGUUGUCCACCUUGCCCUGGCGUUGGAGGGGACGGCAGCACGGGUGCUGCUCGACCUGGACCAAGCGGACCAGCGAGACCUUCAGGCCCUGAUCCAAGCGUUGGAGAGGCGGUUGGGUGAACGGGUCUCCAGCAACGAGAGCAAGCAGUUGCUGGCUUCUCACCGCCGCCGGGAGGAGGAGAGCCUGGGCGUCUACGCUGCUGACGUCCAGCUCUUGACCCGACGCAGCUACCCGGAAUUCAACGCGGCUACACGGGAGGCCCUGGCGCUCCACGCUUUCCUGCGGGGACUGCAGCCGGAGAGUCUCGGGCAGCAUGUCCGCCUCACCGCGCCCCAGACCUUCGAUGCGGCUCUGGACCAGGCGGAACGGGCUGAGGUGGAGCUCUGCCGCUGUCCUGAUGGUGCAUCCGUGGACGCGGCUGGGGCAGCGGCCGCCCCCGGCACAAAGAACGUGGAGGUCAGGUCCAGGCAGCGGAAGGGACGGACGGCCACCCUUCCCGCCACCGAGGCGGCUGAGUCUUCCCGUGCACUGUGGCGGCACGACAGGGCUGACCUUGAGCCGCAGCAGUGUCGGCAGCUUAGGCUGGUCGAGGACUGCGGGUGGACGGGGCAGCGUGCCACCCACCCUCGUCCCAGCCGCCGGCGUGGCCGUCGGAAGGCCAGACGUCGGAGGGCGGCGGAGGAUGGGGCGCCCGAACGGCGCUCCAGAGCCCCCCUACAGCAGAACCUGGUGGGGGCCCCGAAAGAGGUGGUUCCCGACCACCACACCCCCAGGUCCUCUGCGGACAGUUGGAGACGGGCGUCCCAACCCGAGGGGAAGGCUGCACCGCAACGGGGCCACUACUGGCAGGGGCCAAGGCGGCGGCGCUGGCCCCCUGAACACUCGGGACUGUGCAUUGGGUGUUGGGGUCGUCGGGACGUCUGACCCCUAAGGUGGGGGCUGUGUGGCGACUCCUACCCCCUGGGGAGUCUGGGUAAUGGGGUAUUCAUAAUGUUGUUUGGGGAAAAGGGGGUUUAUUGUCUUUAGAUAACUUGUUUAUGUUAUUAGGUUAAGUGGGGUUAACGGGUUUGGGGUUCUUUAUUGUUUGUGUGUUAAUUGUGAUGUGUAGUGUGAUCGGGACCAUUAGUGAGAGUGUUGUGUGUGUUGGUCAGGUGUGCCGUGUUUUCUGUUGUGUGUUUGAAUAAAGGCAGCUCUCGGGGUCGUGCGGUGUAUUGAGGCACGAGAGUUGCGCCGCCAUUCCAACCUGGGCUCCCGUCUCGUCCUUCCCGCGCUGCUCGCCACAAUAUUAUCUCUGGACUCCCGAAAAAGAGAGCGGGGAUCCCUCCUCUACCAACACCUCCGCCUCCUCACGCCAAACACCUGGAGAGAGCAGGACAAGCCAAGCUUGAGGUGGUGAGCUCUAUUCAGUUCUGUGCCC